AAUCUGUAUAAAAAUCUUAUUUAAAAAGACUGGAAAUUAUUAUGAAAUAUUCAAAUUCAAUGCAAUUCGAAAAUGGAAUAAAAAAUUAAAUUCCCUAUUUCGAGCUAGUAGAGCUUUAUAAAGUACUUUCAAUUGAAUUAAAGACCACAACGAAAAUGCAUUUUGGUUUAUUUACGUUACUUCCAAUUUUCCACGCUUUUCUCAGCUCUAUACAUAGCGAUCAUAUAAACGAAUAUGCUGUGAUGUCCAGUUCUAAGGAUAUUGUCCAAGAAUUCGCCAGUCAUUCAGGAUGUACCUUUAUUCAGCAAGUAACAAGUGUUUACUACUUGAUUAGCUGCCCCGAAAGUAAAGAAAAAAUGAGUAUCGAAGAAAUUGCAGACCAGUUUAAGGAUGAGAUAAAAAGUAUAGAAUAUCAGGAUCUUCAUAAAAAUUAUCCUCGGACUGCCGACCCAAUGUGGAAAGGCAUGUGGAAUUUGAGGAGUGAAACCCAGCCUUCUAUGCAUGUUUUAGAUGCCUGGAACAGAGGGUAUAAUGGCUUGGGUGUAAACAUAGCGGUUAUUGAUGACGGAUUGCAAAUGGAUCAUCCAGAUUUACAAAGAAACAUCGAUGUCGCCAACAGUUAUGACUACAAUGGUAACGACACGGAUCCCUUUCCAGCAAACGUAUCUUAUGAUCAUGGAACGAAAGUUGCUGGCGUAGUAGCGGCAGAAGCAAACAAUGAUGAAUGCAUUGUCGGAAUCGCCUUUAAUUCUACAAUCAUAGGAAUAAGGCUGUUAGGAGAUGGCGGAGUUACAGAUGUGAAAGAAGCGUUAGCAUUGACUCAUAACAUGCAGGAGGUAGAUAUAUACGUCAACGCCUGGGGGCCUGCAGACCGGUAUGGUUACAGUAGACCAGGUUCAGUCACUUAUUCGGCCCUCCUAGACGCCGUCAACUCCGGAAGGAAUGGAAAGGGAAAUAUAUUUCUUUGGGCAGCUGGAAAUGGUGGCUUAGAUGACAACUGUAACGCUGAUGGUUAUGUAAAUCAAUUUUUUACAAUCCCCAUCACAAGUGUUGGAGCUGACGGCGUGGCCGCCUCUUACUCUGAGGUGUGUGCAUCUGUGUUUGCCGCAACGUAUUCGGGGACCUCACAGCAAUAUAAUAUGACGUCCACCACUACAGAAUCCAAGUGUGUUGAUGGAUUAAUAGGAACGUCAUUUUCUGUUCCACAAGCUGCUGGAAUAAUUGCCUUGGUGCUUCAAGCAAAUCCAUCUUUAACUUGGAGAGACAUGCAACACCUUAUUGUUGAAACAAGCAAGAGACAUAACCUACAAGACCUACCAGGCGGACGUUCCCUGUGGCAGAUUAACGGGGCCGGCUAUAACGUGAGUCAGAUUUUGGGUUUUGGCUUAAUGGAUGCCGAUGCUAUGGUAACAAAAGCAAAGACCUGGGUACCAGUUCCAGAGCAGAAAGUAUGCGUCACUGGAGAUUUUUCUAUUGAAAGAAGCACGGGACCAUCUUCUGCCGUUUCAAGUGAAAAGGAAAUCAGUACAAAAGGCUGUCCGAUGAACUCAAUUGAACACGUCGACGUAUUUGCCAAUUUAACAUAUUCCAACAAUAGGGGCGAUGUUCUUCUGUAUCUAGACUCGCCUGCUGGGACUCAUUCCAUAUUAAUGUCCCACAGACCGACUGAUUCUGCCAAAUUCCCAUCUGCUGGCUCUUUGAGAUGGUUUUAUUCAUCGGUACAUUUCUGGGGAGAGACAGUUGAUGGAACAUGGACGUUAAGAGUGGACUCAACUAAUCGUUCUUCUGUUCAAGUGACCUUGCACAGUUGGAGUUUAUACUUUUAUGGAUUCUAUAAAGAUAAUUCAAAAACCACGACAUCGAGUACAGAGACAAGCACGAGUGUAGAUAAGGAGACAAACUCGAGUGUGAAUAUCAUAACAAUAGCAGUUAUAGCUACAGUGGGAGUUUUAGCUAUUAUAAUAGUCUCCUUUGUUCUUAUACGAAAAUACUGCUCGGCUAGGUCCACUCCUAUGGGAGACCGAGUAGCUCCAAUAACGGCGUGAUACGGGAUACAGACACAGCUGGAAGUUAAGGAACUGUUACAGUAAAUCAGGAAUAAUUCAGAAACUAUAAUGUAUUUAUUGGAUUAUUAACUUUGAUUUUUCGCAUGAAAACAAGAAGGCAUAGAGUAAAGACUCGUGUUUAUUCUGUCAUUUUGUUGCAUAAGAUAUUGUAUUGCUUUACAACUGAAAUUUAUAUCUGUGAUUGACAGAUCUACAAACAAUGAAAUAAUAAAAUAUGUAACAUAAAAUUUAUUCAACCAAAGUACAUCAUUAAAUAUCAUUUGUAUCUAU
This is a messenger RNA of Saccostrea cuccullata (small rock oyster), 2336 nucleotides long. Its product is annotated as furin-like protease kpc-1. The record is from RefSeq and is a predicted model, not a curated record. Gene Ontology annotation, biological process: peptide hormone processing. Gene Ontology annotation, cellular component: trans-Golgi network; Golgi membrane. The coding region runs from base 156 to 2045 and encodes 629 amino acids. NCBI's taxonomy places the organism in Eukaryota, Metazoa, Mollusca, Bivalvia, Ostreida, Ostreidae. Gene Ontology annotation, molecular function: serine-type endopeptidase activity. The transcript is spliced from 14 exons.